Messenger RNA from Synchiropus splendidus (mandarinfish), 488 nucleotides. RefSeq names its product splicing factor 3b, subunit 5 (gene sf3b5). Gene Ontology annotation, biological process: mRNA splicing, via spliceosome. NCBI's taxonomy places the organism in Eukaryota, Metazoa, Chordata, Actinopteri, Syngnathiformes, Callionymidae. The transcript has 2 exons. Gene Ontology annotation, cellular component: U2 snRNP; precatalytic spliceosome. The record is from RefSeq and is a predicted model, not a curated record. Bases 89 to 349 code for a protein of 86 amino acids.
GUUGUGACCGGUGCAUUUCUCUAGAGCGAACCUCCGUGUUUCCGCUGUUGGACCUGCACUCAGGCUUUUGUCGUCUAACUCAUCCACAAUGACGGAUAGAUACAACAUCCACAGUCAACUGGAACAUCUGCAGUCCAAGUACAUCGGCACCGGACACGCGGACACGAGCAAGUGGGAAUGGCUGGUGAACCAGCACCGGGACUCGUACUGUUCGUACAUGGGACAUUUUGACCUGCUCAACUACUUCUCUGUGGCCGAGAACGAGAGCAAAGCGCGGGUCCGCUUCAACCUCAUGGAGAAGAUGCUUCAGCCGUGUGGACCACCGGCUGAGAAACCAGACGACGCCUGAUUUCUGUGGAUGUACUUUGUUUUCUAAUCACGAUUUUGGACUCGUGCAUCCCGAGGAGUUUGUCCUGUGGGUGGCUCAAAGUCUUGUGCGUUUCUGUAAAAGUACGGAAGCCUGGUUGUGUUUGAGUAUGUCUCUGCGA